Oryzias latipes (Japanese medaka) is the source of this 2033-nucleotide messenger RNA. RefSeq names its product glycosyltransferase family 92 protein F13G3.3-like. Gene Ontology annotation, cellular component: cytoplasm. The record is from RefSeq and is a predicted model, not a curated record. Gene Ontology annotation, molecular function: glycosyltransferase activity. NCBI's taxonomy places the organism in Eukaryota, Metazoa, Chordata, Actinopteri, Beloniformes, Adrianichthyidae.
CGCAUUACAACUUUCUUUUGAAAAAACAAACAAACGAAGGAACAAACAAAACCGAAAUUACCAUCGUGCAGUUUUUUCAGUCAUUUUCCCAUACUAUUUUCGAAAACACAGAGUUUCAAUGUUAUCAGUGAUAAACUGGUAAAAUGGAACCAAUCGCCGAAAAAAGGUCAUACGCAAUUAGACGUUGGUCUCCUUCACCUGUUGAGAAAAAAAGGUGUACAAGCCGAACAUCAGCCACGGGCGACUUUUUGUAGGAAACCUUCUCAAUAUCAAUGGAAAUAAGAAACUACAGAGCAGUGGUUCUUCUGCUUAUGGUGGCAUAUUUCUUCAUUACCGUCUUUAACACGUUACCACCUAAAACAAACUGGGUCAUCCCAAAGCCAAAGCGCGUCUCGCAGCCAGUUGAGCCUUCAUUUCUGGCGUCCCAGCAGAGCAUCACUCCCCUCACCAACACCAAACACUUUUUGGUAUCAGCUUUCAUGGAUCAGAGAGUGAAGGGUUUUGACGCCCGCAUCAUUGGAAUAUUCAGGAGAGACUCCAUCCAUCCUCUUCACUGUAUUUUCUUCUGUGCUGGAUUUUUAAGUGAAACCACAUCCGCCUCUGUUCUAGUGCACUCAGAUCACUUUGGUUUUCCCUUCGGAGCUACAGAUGUUCUGUGUAGCAAACCUGAGAACUGUAAUGCAACUCAUGUGACUCUUCUGACCAAACAAAAUCCUGUUAAUAUAUCUGACCAACUUUGGCUGCCAAUAAGAAACAGAAAGACCCACAACAAGGAGACCAGAAUGAACUUCACUGUCUGCAUUUCUACCCUCUUUGGAGAUUACAACAAUGUGCUUCAGUUUACACAAAGUCUGGAGAUGUACAAGUUGCUUGGUGUGAACAGAGUGGUGAUCUACAACAACAGCUGUGGUCCUGAACUUACGCGUCUCCUAAAUGGUUACAGUCAGGAAGGUUUUGUUGAAAUUAUACAAUGGCCCAUCAACAAGUACCUGAAUUCAUCCAGAGGCUGGAAAGUCCAAGUAGAUAAAGGAGACCUGCAGUAUUUUGGUCAGAUCGUCACCCUCAAUGAGUGCAUCUAUAGAUCCAUGGAGCGUUCACGCUACGUCCUGCUGAAUGAUAUAGAUGAGAUCAUAAUGCCAUACCAACACGACAACCUGAACUCUAUGAUGGAAGCACUGCAACCAAAAUAUUCAAAGGUAGCAGAGUUCCUCCUUGAAAGCCACGUCUUUCCCAAUAAAUAUUUUGAGCCAAGUGGAAGAUUUCAUCUUCCUCAAUGGAGCAAUGUGUCAGGAACUAACAUUCUGGAGCACAUCUACAGAGAAGACCCAGACAGGAAGAUUUAUCACCCACACAAGAUGAUAGUUCAGCCAAAGUUGGUGGAGCAGACCUCUGUGCAUGAAGUGCUCAGGAAAUUUGGAGGAAGGUAUAUAGUUCCAUGGGAGCUUUGUCGCUUUAUUCAUAUUCAUGUGGCCCGACGUACAUCGUUAAAGCUGGAGCAACUGAAUGAGGACAAACGACUGUGGGACUUCCAGGAAAAACUGAUACCCAACGUGGACAAGGCGCUGAAGAGAGCAGGACUGCUGACAGAGAAUUAGACACUCUGGAGCAUGGCUUUAGCUGUUGGAAUACCCCUCUCUAUUAUUUAGAAAAGGUGAACAGCAAAAGGGGAAAGCUGAUAAACGUUUGCUGUUGUUUUGCACAUGCUGUUUAACAUUUCCGAGACUUAUCAACUCAUAAAAUUUAACUUAAAAACAAAUGAGGUUAGUUAGAAACUCUCACAAAGAAUGAGUAACUCUUUUGAGGAUUCAAUUUGUAACAUUUAUUUGACAUGUACAGAAACGGGUGAGGUGCCACGACAUACGGUUCCUGACAGUGACAUUUAGCCUCCACCUUCUGUUCCCAGAUCUAAAGCAAAACCUAAAUUAACAAAAGCUGCAAUUCCCCAAAACAUCACUGGAGGCUGGUUUCAAAAAGAAGCAACUUUCUAUUGACUCCUAUGUCCAAAUGUCUAUUAAAAAAUAAUGCACGGCCAA